This is a messenger RNA of Somion occarium, 377 nucleotides long. Lineage: Eukaryota; Fungi; Basidiomycota; Agaricomycetes; Polyporales; Cerrenaceae. The record is from the annotation of a GenBank genome assembly.
ACUUGUGAAGUGUGAUAAGUCCCGCAGAGUUGACGUUGUCUGAACUUAGAAUUCUCGAAGUGUUCCGCUCCAUAAGUACUCAUCCAUGCCUUAGCAAUGAGGCCCUUCUUGAGGCACUACCUGGCCUCUAGUUGUCGAUCAGAGCUCCCCAAUCUUCACCAUCGUUUGUUACGAUGGGUGUCGCCCCAUCGUCCAUACCCCUUGCAGACGAAGAAGACCGCUUUACUUCAGGCAAUUACUACACGAUCUUGGGCGUAGCAGAGACAGCUACACCGGACGAGGUCAAGGUCGCGUACAGACGGCUUGCCCUUCAAUAUCAUCCUGACAGGAAUCAUGGAGACGAGCAGAAGGCUACUGACCGAUUCGCCAUGCUCUAA